This is a messenger RNA of Iphiclides podalirius (scarce swallowtail), 792 nucleotides long. Lineage: Eukaryota; Metazoa; Arthropoda; Insecta; Lepidoptera; Papilionidae. The record is from the annotation of a GenBank genome assembly.
AUGGAAAAAAGGAGCAAACGAACAGGAGGCACACCUGAUGGCGGCGCAACAAACAAUCGCUCCCUGAAAUCCGGCAACAGUCUCAUAGACUGGAUACGGCUGGGUAAUUCGGGAGUCGACCUGACGGGAGUCAGCGGUCGGCCGCGACUAGUUUCUCCGGCUGAACUCAAAAAGCACAACACAAAAAGUUCCGAGUAUGUACGAUCGUACACCCCUUUGACCUGGGACUGCGAUCCACGAAUGGAUCACGCCACGCAACUGCAACUUGCUGUGAAGCGGUAUGAUAAUGGUAUACUGUCACCGGUACUCAGUUCUUUAAGCACUGGAGACGUCCUUAAAGUAUCAGGCCCAUAUGGGAACUUCCAAUUACAUAAGCUAAAAACGAUCAAAACCAUCUACCUACUAGCGGCUGGAACCGGUAUUACUCCAAUGCUCGGAUUAAUUAAAUUUCUACUCGCAAAAUCGAAUCCUGCAUGUGAAUCUAUUUAUUUACUCUUCUUCAACAAAACGGAAAAGGAUAUUAUGUUUCAAGAAUUAUUGGAAUCUUUGGCAAAUACGGAUAAUAGAUUCUACGUUGUCCACAUUCUAUCCAACGCCAGUUCUGUGUGGACGGGUCGAAAAGGACGGAUCAACGCUACACUCCUGUCGGAAAUAAUGGACGAAGGCGACAUGUUCGGCAAUGAAGACUCGCGUUUCGCUGUCAUCUGUGGACCAAAGGAAUUCACAUUCGCCUCUCUGAACGUACUACGAUGUCUCGGAAUGGAGGAAUGCUUCAUACAUGUGUUUGUUGGU